Messenger RNA from Plasmodium relictum, 5379 nucleotides. RefSeq lists its product as hypothetical. The transcript has 2 exons. The record is from RefSeq and is a predicted model, not a curated record. Bases 1 to 5379 code for a protein of 1792 amino acids. NCBI's taxonomy places the organism in Eukaryota, Apicomplexa, Aconoidasida, Haemosporida, Plasmodiidae.
AUGAUUAACGAAAUGUUAAGUUCGGAUUUAAUUAGUAAAAAAGAAAAAUCUGUGAUAAUAAGACUAGAUGAUUCUUUAGAUAAAGAAAAAGAAAAUGGUUCGUUCUAUAAUUUAAAAAAAAAGAAAUUAAUAAAAUUAUUAAAAUGUAAAAAUUAUGAUGAUAUCUACUCUAAAGAUAAAAAAAAAAUCAAAAAAGGAUUAUUCUCCAUAGGAAAUUUAAAAAAUAUGAAAGAAAAAAGAAAGUUCCUUCACCUUGUAAAUAAAAUAAAGCAAAGAAAAAAAGACUAUUACAUACGCAAACUAAAUUUAAAGGACUUCAAAAAACUAAAAAGUAAUACAGAACAUAAGAAAUAUUUUAUGUUAAAAAAAAGUUUUAAUUCAAAAAAAAAUGAUAAAAACGUAAAGUCAAAAAAAAAUAAAAAGAAAUGUAGAGACAGGUCACUUUAUAAAGACCUUAUACAAAAUAAACAAUUGAUUAAAUUAAAUAAGAAGAGCCUUAAAUAUCAAAUAGAGAAAAAAUUAAUUUUUAUUAAAAAUAAAAAUAUGUGUAAUAAUUUGUGCAAAGUAUUAAAUAAGCUAAAAAAUAUAAAAAGAAAAAGAAAUGUUAAAGAUAUUUGCCACGGGGAAAAUAUAAUUAAUAAAAUGGAUUUAUCCACUUUUAAAAGCAUAGAACGAUCACAUAGGAACAUAAAAAGUUUAAAAAUAAAUAAAGUAAAUAAAGAAAAAUAUUUCUUAGUUAGAAAAAAUAACUAUUUCAACCAUAGGAAAGAUCAAAAUAUAUAUCCCCAUGAAAUUUUAAAAAAGGUGCUUUUUCUUACUAAAGAAAAGAAAUGUUCUCAUUCUUCAUAUAAAAAAGAGAAAAAUGUAAAAUUCAUGCUUGAAUCUCCUUUAGAAAGUAAAAAUACUUUUGUUCUUUUUAAAUCUUCUAAUAUCAAUGAAUCAAAAAAUAAGAAAAAUCUUUUUAUGAUGAAAGAUGAAAUUAUAAAUCCCAAAAUAGUUUAUAAAAAGGUUCAACAAGAAAAUGACCAAGGAAAUAUAUAUAAUAAAAAAUUAAAUAUAAGUAAAUCAAUAGAAAGAACCCUUAAAAAUAAUGUAUCUACAUUAUCAAGUCAAAAUGGAUUACAUGAAAUUAUAAAAAAAAAGGAUGUUCACAUUAUUAAAGAUAAAAAAAAAUCAUACGACAUUUUAAGAGCAAAUUUAAAAAAAAUUUUACCUUAUCAGCGUAGCAUUGUAAAGUUUAUAGAUGAUAAUGUAUCAACUAAAACACUUAUUAAAAACAAUAUAAAUGAAAAACUUGAUAAAAAUAUAUAUCCUGAAAUAAAAGAUAAAAAUACACUACUUAAAACAUCGGGUAGAAAUAUAUAUUUUAGUAAAUUAAGCAAAAACCAUAUAUUUAAGCAAUUAGAUGAAGAGUUGAACAGUAAAAAACAAGAAUUUUCAGAAAAAAAAGAUGCAAAUAAAAAUGAAAAUUUUUUAUUGUAUAUGAAUAAAAAUAAUUUAAAACAAUUUAAAAAAAGAGAAAAAAAAAACGAAUUUGAGAAUACGAAAUCUGUAGAUAAAAACUGCUUAAUUAAUAAGUGCAAUAUGAAAUCAAAUAAUUUUUUUGAUAUUCAAAAGAAUAUUUCUAUUUUAAGAUAUUAUAAUAUAAAAAACCAUAAGAAUAAUAAAAAUUUAUUCAUUUAUAAAACUAAAAAUUUUACUUUAAGUAAGACACUGCAAGAAAAAAAAAUAUGUGAAGUAUUCAGAGAAAAAAUUUCCAAGAAAAAAAGUACAUACCAUAAUAUAUAUGGAGGAAAUAUUUUAAAUAACAAAAAUUCCAAAUGUUAUGCAGAAAAUAUAACCAAUAAUUUAAGACAUGAUAAUUUAAAAAAACAAAAAAAUUUAUCAAAAUUAAAUAAUAAAAAUGAUGAAGAAUGUAUCACCUAUGAAAAAGAAAAAAAUAAAUGUAUGAACAGUUUAAUGAUAAAAUAUAUGAAAGAAAUAAAUAAAAAAAGGAUAAUAAAAAAAGAAUUUGAUACCUUAAUGCAAAAAUAUAAAAACUUAGACAGAAAAAAAAUAUAUGGGAAGUAUGAAAAGAAAGAAAUUAUGGAUAAUGGAAUGGAAACAAAAAAAAACAAUUUAAUUAAAGGAGUUUAUUUACCUGAUAAAAAGAAAGAUCAUAAACAUAAUACUGUAAAAGAAAAAAGUGAAAUGAUAGAGAAAAAGGAAAUAGUCAAGAAAAUAACAAAGAAAAAUCGAGCAGAUAUUAAUAAAUUUAAAGUAAGUGAAAAAAAUAUAAUUAAUAAUAAAGUUGUAUUAGACAAUAUAAAAAAUGAAAAAUUGCAAAUAUAUAAAAAAGAUAUAUCGGAAAAAUUCCCUAAAGUAAAAAAUAUGUAUACAUUUGAAAAUCAAAAAGGAGUUAAAAAAAAUAACUGGGAAGAAAUAGAAAAAAAAUGUGUACCAAAAAAUAAUAUAAUAAAAAUAUAUAAAGAAGAAAUAAAAAAUAAAAAUAUACCUAGCAACUAUUUAGGUAUCAAAUUUAUUUUGAAAAAAGGUAUUGAUAUAGUUCAUUUAAAGGAAAAUAUUAACGGUGAUUCAUUUAUAAAAAAAAAAGUUGAUAAUAAUAAAAAAUAUAGCAUAUCAAUUAUAAAUACUCGAAAAAAUGAUUUCACAAAUAAAGAAAUAGGUUAUUACGAAGGAAAAAAACGAGAGUUCAAUUCAUAUGAACAAAGAAAAGAAAAAGAAAUAAAAAAAAGAUACAAAGAAGAAAAAAAGGGAAAUGAAAUAAAAGUAGAACAAAAGCUUCAAUAUGUAUAUAGGAAUGAAAAAGAAGAUGAAAAUGAGAAUAAAAAUGAGAAUGAAAAUGGGAAGGAAAAUAAGAACGAAAAUGAAAAUAAAGAUGAGAAUGAAAAUGGGAAGGAAAAUAAAAACGAAAAUGAAAGUAAAAAUGAGAAUGAAAAUAAGAACGAAAAUGAAAAUAAAGAUGAGAAUAAAAAUGAAAAUGAAAAAAUAUUACAGUUCAAAGUCAAAAAUAGUGAAUUAAAUAAAAAUAGUCCCUUAGAGCAUUGCAUGAGUGAAAAAAAAAAUGAAACAAAAUUAUCAUAUGAAUACGGAGAUGACGAAAAAAUGAGCGCAAGUAAUCUAAUAAAUGAUAAUAAAUAUAAAAAUGAAAAUAUAAUAGAAUUAAAAGGUAACUAUAGCAAAAAUGAAAAAAUUGAAAAAGAAGAUAAAUUAACAUUAAUAAAUGUGUACAAAAAUAAAGAAAUAUAUUAUUCAAAUCAUACUGAAUUAGAUAUGUUGUAUACGAAUUCAUGUGAAAAUAUAAAAAGUAAUAAUGAUAUAUUUAUGAAUGAUCUAAAAAAAAGAAAAAAAAAUGAAGAAAAUAAUAUAUAUAGUAAAACAUAUGUAAAAAUAGAUGAAAAUAAACAAAAAAUGAUGAAAACAAAAAUACAAUCUGAAAAAAAAUUUACAUACUUCAUUCCAGCGAAAAAGCCAAAAGAAAAAAAUACUGUGAAGAAAUUAGUUCUUUUAAUAAAUAAAUCAAUAGAUAAUAAAAAAUUAUAUAUUAAAAGGAAUUACAUGAAAGAAAUAAAUAAAAAUAAAACAAAAGAAAAUUUAAUUUAUGAAAAAAGUUUAAUGAAAAAUUUUCAAUAUAGAUAUAGUACUAUUUUUAUGAAAAACUCAUCGAAUAAAAAUUUAUAUGAAAAAUUAGUUAAAAAAGAAAAUGAAAUAAAAAUGGAUACUGAAAAAAUAAAAAAAAAUUCAAUAGCAAAAGAUAAUGACAUUAAUAUAAAUAUAGUAAGUAUAAAAAGAAAAGAAGAAAAAGAACAUAUCAUCAAUAUGAAUGUAGAAGAAGAAAAAUUUAGUGAAAAAACUGAAGAAAUUUGUAGUGUAAAAAGAAAUGCUUUUAUUCUUAUCAAAAAGCAACAAAUAGACAAUCAAAAGUUAUUAGAUGAAGAUGCAAAUGAAAAAAAUAAAAUAAAAUCAGAAGAAAAAAAUUUCAAUAUUAAUUCAAAUGAGAUAAAACAAAUGUUUUGUGGUAAAUAUAAUAAAAAUGAAAAUAGUAUAUUGAAAGAAAAUAAAUUAUAUUCUAUAAAAAAGUAUUCAGUGUCUAUGAGAAAAUAUAUUAAUGACUAUAAAAAUAUUCCACCAGAAAAAAAUAAUAGCAUAAAUAAUUUCAAAAAUAUAUUGCAUAACUUUACAACUAUUGUAGGAAAAACAAAUAUGGAGUAUAAUAUUAAAAAUAAUAAACAAUUAAAUAAAUACAUAUGUAAUAAAGUACUUUCUCAAAAUAAUUUAAAAAGAAAUAAAAAUUGUAUGAAAGAUGAACAAUAUAUGAAAAAUAUUAAUUUGGGAAAUAAUAUAAAAACACAUGUUACAGAAUUAAAUAAAAGUAAAAAUAUUCCUUUAUUAAAAAUAAGUAUAUUUUCAAAAAAUGUAGAAAAGAAAAAAAUAUUAAAAAUUAAAGAUAAAAAAAGUUCCCGCUUACUAUGUACAAAUAUAUUAAAUGGCAAUAAAAAGAAUAAUCCAAACUUAAUAGAAUUAAGCAGAUAUAUUAGAAAAUUAAAGAACUAUGAUCUUAAAUUCUACUAUAGUUUACCUAUUUUAAAUAAAGAAGGGAAGUCAUUUUACAUAAAUAAAGAUACUCAAAAAUUAAAUAUAAUAAAAACAAAUAAGCGAAAUAAAGAGAAAUACAAUGCAACUAAAUUAAGACUAAUAAAAUCAAACAUUGUAGAUUUUAAAAAUAUAAACUUAAAUAAUUAUUUACUUCAAAAAAAGGAAAGUGCACUUUAUUAUAGUAAAUCAUUUAUAAUAAAAAGGAAUGAAUAUGUGAAUGGAGAAAAUGUCUAUCUUAAAAAAACAAAGAGUUUUACAUAUUUUAAAAGGAAUUUAAGAGAUAGAAAAAUUAUCAGAAAAGGAAGUAAUGCUAUUAGGAAAAGUGAGAGUAUGAAAGCAUUAAAAAAUAAUAAAUAUAAUACAAAUAAAAGUGAUACCAAACAGUUAAAGCACAUAAAUCAUUUUUCAAAAGAAAAUAAUUACGAAAUAAAAAAUAAAGAAGUGAAAAAUGUUUGUGAUAUUAAUCAAAGGUUAGAAAAAUUAAAAAAUUUGAAUAAAUCCAAAUUAUAUAAAAUUAAAAUUACUGAUUUAAGAGUUGUAAAAAAAGAAUUACUAAAAAAAAAUAUAUUAAAUCGUUAUCCUAUGCAUUUUUCUUCAAUAAACAAUGAACUACUAUUUAAUGGAAAUGAAGUUUCAUUAAAUAAUAAAAUUUAUUUACCACUGGAUUAUAGUGGCAUUCCUUAUUAUCAUAAAGUUAUUUAUGAUAAAAAAAAUAACAUUUAUCGUACAUUAUCAGUUGAUAUGUGCUUAUCUAUAUUUCAUGCUGCACUAAAAAAAAAGUAA